AUGGUGCAAAUUACUUUGUUCUGUGCGAUCGUUGGUGCACGCGAAAGUGUUUUCCCCGUGGACAUCGACACAGAUGAAAUCGUGGGUCAUCUGAAAACCGAGAUUCGAGACAAGAGCGCAGUGCUGAAACAGCACGCUGUUAUAGACCUGCACCUCUUUCUCGCAAAACGGGAUGGGGCGUGGCUGCCCGAUAACAGUGAUCUGGAUGACGUGGUUCAGACCAAAGGAUGUCUUGAUUAUAUGGAGAGGAUGCGCGUGUCGCAUCCGUUGGGAGAUCCCAAUCUGUUUGGUCCUGGUGUUUCUCUUGGAGAAGGGGUCGUUCACGUGCUAGUAGUGCUUCCAUCGGUUUUGCGUAAACCGCCAAGUAAACCAGUUGCUGUGCUACUUAAAUAUUGCGGGGUCACUUUAGAAGUCAUUGAAAAGAUGUUGAAUCCGCCACUUCUGGUCGAUUUUUGGAACGCUUUGCGAACGGAUACUACUGAGAUCGCAGAGAAUGCCAUGAUCGCAUUACCAGAAGGAACAUUUAUUCUUGGGAAGCCGUCCCUUGGCUCUCGUAUUUACAUUCGUCAUUGCUACCCGCGACUGUGGCAUGUUUGUUGGCAUGCUUUACACCGCGCGGAGGAUGAAAAAUCUCGUCUUGUGAUCCUCGGUAACCCGGGAAUCGGCAAAACGUAUUUUGGCUACCUGGUCUUGCUGUAUCUUGCCCAUCGUAGAGCUACAGUGGUGUAUGAGAAUGCCACGAAGAGGUUUUUGUUCUGUGGCGAAGUGGUGGCUAUCGGAUCACGGACGGAUUUCGAUCGCGUUCUGGACCAGUCUGAAGCGUUUUACGUUGUAGAUGGCGUCGAGCCGUCGAGCUGUGAAGCAAAGACAAUUCUUAUCACGUCGCCGCGCCGAGACGUUUGGUGCCAUUUUUCCGACGGAAACUGCGCAACGCUUUUCAUGCCAGUGUGGACAAAGGAGGAGAUUUUCACGUGUCGCGAGCUGAUGUACCCGCAUACACCAGUGACGGUCGUGGAAGAAUGUUAUCGUCGAUGGGGCGGCAUUGCACGCUAUGUCUUGCGCCAUGCUGAGGAUCCGCAACAACAGGGAUUGCUCAGUGAAGCCAUUGCGAGAGUUCAAUUGAAGGCGAUUCUAGGCGCGAGCGUUGAAUCAUGCGGGGAUGAAGGUGUGCUAUCCCAUGCUCUGAUUCACUUUCGUGUCGACUGCGAGUUUUCCAAAGAGUGCUUUGCCUUCGCAUCGAAAUAUGUCACCGAUGGAGUGUACGCGACGCUGUAUAAGCGGAACAAGAAGGAACUAAUGAAGUUUCUUGGUACUUCCCAUCGACUUCGCAAUCAUGCAGCGUACCGUGAAGCUUUGUUUGAGACACACGUGCACAUAGAGCUAUCGCAAGGUGGAAAUUUUCGAGCUCGGCGUCUGACCGAGGGCCCGAAAGGUUAUGCUGGAGGUGGAAACCAGAAUGAGAGCAAGGUCGAUUUCAAGGCGUGGGAUAUCGUGAAGCUGCGUCCGCGUUCAUCUCUCUUGUUCCGGCGAGUCAGCCAAGUGGCCCACGCCGAUCCGUCAAUAUACCUGCAGCCAGCCUCCAGCAAUAUCACAUCAGUGGAUGCGAUGGCUAAGCCUAAUGAGCUGUUCCAGGUGACUUGUGCAUCAAUGUACCCAUGUGAACGGAAAGGGCUUCGCGAGGUUCUACAUCUGCUUGGAGAUCCUGCUACACCGCGUUUAUACUUUGUAGUACCGCCCAAUGUGUUCAACGGUUUUGACUCCAACCAGUGUGCAAUCUGGAGGAACAAAAUGGAGAAGGUUUGCCAAAACGUGGAGGUGCAGCGAUAUGUCUUGGAAGUCAGAUGCGCUCGCAAGAAGAAGUAG
Peronospora matthiolae is the source of this 1863-nucleotide messenger RNA. The record is from the annotation of a GenBank genome assembly. NCBI's taxonomy places the organism in Eukaryota, Oomycota, Peronosporomycetes, Peronosporales, Peronosporaceae.